AUGGUAUUAUACGGAGGAAGCUACGGAAAUAACAAAAUAGCCCAUUUUUCAAAGAGUUCAAUACUGGAGAAGGGAACGCAUUUGGUAAAUGUAAAAGAUGACAAGAGUUUAAAAGAGUACAGAUGGUGGAAUGGAUUGAUUAAGCCAAAGGAAACUUUUAAUGAAAAAAAGACGAAAGGUUUCCUAGUUGUGAAAUUAUUUUUAUAUGCAUACCUGAACAGAAUAAGCACAUACAGAUCAAAUAAAGAUCAUGAUUUGAUGUAUCCGUAUUUAAAAAUUUUGUUAAAUGAUGAAGAAAUUUAUAGGACCAAAGUUUUACAUAGCUCAUUAAACAUAUGGGAAGAAAAAAUAGACAUAGAAGUUCAUUAUGUUAAAAGUAAAAUAGAAAUUCAGCUAUACGAAUUGGAUGAAACUGAGGGGAUAGUAGAAGAUGAAUAUAUUGGCAGUGCAUUUAUCGAUGUUUCACAUUUACAAUUAUCAAAAAAAUAUGACAUAAUUAUUAAGUAUAUUAAUAAAGUAGGACACUUAGUGGAUCCAUAUUUUUACAAGAAAAAAACACAGGAUGAACAAAACAAGGGGAAUAAUAAGGUGGUCGAAUAUGGGGACGGAGGAAAUAAUAAUAUAUGCACGAAUUCAAUAAAUGAUUCUUCCGCACCACGCCUAGAAAAAUCUUCAAAAGACUACAGCAUUCGUAUUUUUGCAAAAUUAGUUAGUAAAAAAAACUACAACAACUUUGUUUUUAAGUUAAAUUGCAUAUCUUCGUUAAAUUAUUCCUAUGUUCACAAUAAAAACGAAAUAUUAGACAAAGAAUUGAAUGUAAAUAAGUUAUAUGAAGAGUUAAAAGCUAUAAAAGGAAAUAUUGAAACCAUUUGGUUACCCUUUUUUUCAAUUAUCUACAAUUUCGCCUCAUGGAAAACACCAUUAUAUUCCAUUUUUUUUGUGAUUUUCUUUUUUUUUUCCUUUUUUUUUUCCAAAUUUUUUUUUUCCUUUUUUUUAGUAGCAUUAAGUCUAAUUUUUUUCAUUUUAGUUUCUAUCAUUAGAGAAAGUGAUAAGUUAAAACGAAAUGGAGAAAUUCGUAUUUUGGGUAACACUGUUCGAUCACCAAACCUUCAUUCACAUACUCUCGAGGAGGAAAAAAAAAAUAAGUCUUUUACUUAUUGGAUGCAGGCUAAAACUUUUGGUGGAUACUGCCAGCCAAAAGAAUACUUAAAUGAAAGUACCUUGAAGGAUGAUGAUUAUUCAGGAAGCAUUUCUGAGCGCAAUGGGAGUUAUACUAGUUGUUCUUUAGAUGACGUAAGCACGGAAAAUUCGAGUCGAACUUCAUAUGAUUGUAGAAGUGACGCUAGAACCGGUUCCUCUCUGAGUGCCUACAGGGAUUGUAGUAGUGUCAGGGAGGUACAAAAAAAGGGGAGGCUCCAAGAAAAAGGAGGAAUAAAUGAAUCUGGUGACAAAAAAGGAAAAAGCAAAAUGCAUAUUGAGAAUUCUGAGCAAUCACAAGAGGGAAAAAACAGAAGCGAAAAUAAAGAGAACAAGAAGAACACCAAACAAAAUGUCAUAAAAAACGACAACAAAAAGGUGAAUAACAGCCUGAAGAAGACCCAAAACAAAAAUGAACCUAUGGAUAGCAAUACGACCAACAUGAGCGGAAGACUGAGUAAAGGUGGGAAGACGAUGAGACAAAGUAAUAACAACUUUAUGAGUGAAAUCAAUACUGAUGAUAAUAGUAGCAGUAUCAAUGUAACGGAAGAAGAAUAUAACAGUGAUCAAGAUGCAGAAAAUAACUUAAGUAUUAUUAAAACUUUUGUAUCAAAUGUAAUUGAUGAUGAUAUUAUUAACAAUGUAAAAUAUUUUCACUAUAUUUUAUUUUGCUUUAGCAAAUGGUCUCAAAUAUUAUUUUAUGUUUUACGAAAAUUUGGCUAUUUUUUAGUUGUCAUUACACUACUUUUAUGUUUCCUCAAUAUUUACUUUUACCCCCUUGUUGCCAAGUUCUUGAGAUUUUCCAUUUUUGUAAGUGGUUUCAUUUUGCUAACAUACAAUUUCAAGCCUACUAAUAUAUUUUACCGAUUUUUUAUAUGUAUUCAUGAGUAUUACUAUUGCGAUAUAAACAACACUAAGAUAGACAUUUUCUCAGUAUCUCAUGCUCUUCGAGAAAAACUAUAA
Molecule: messenger RNA, 2160 nt
Organism: Plasmodium gonderi
Lineage: Eukaryota; Apicomplexa; Aconoidasida; Haemosporida; Plasmodiidae
Exons: 1
Coding region: 1-2160 (719 amino acids)
Source: RefSeq, a predicted model, not a curated record